Messenger RNA from Exaiptasia diaphana, 1382 nucleotides. Its product is annotated as adrenocorticotropic hormone receptor-like. The coding region runs from base 1 to 969 and encodes 322 amino acids. Gene Ontology annotation, molecular function: G protein-coupled receptor activity. The record is from RefSeq and is a predicted model, not a curated record. NCBI's taxonomy places the organism in Eukaryota, Metazoa, Cnidaria, Anthozoa, Actiniaria, Aiptasiidae. Gene Ontology annotation, cellular component: membrane. Gene Ontology annotation, biological process: G protein-coupled receptor signaling pathway. The transcript has a single exon.
AUGGACAACUCCACGGCAGGUCACCCACCAGAAACAGUCGAUGUUCACUUCUUCGUGUCGAUGAUCGUCAUCAAUGCUUUCAGUGGUCUCUUGGCGACUGUUUUGAACCUCUUGGUCAUUAUAACUUUUAUCAAGACGCCAUCUUUACGAACAACUUCGAACAUUCUCAUUCUUAGUCUCGCUAUCACUGACUUUGGUGUUGGUGCUUUGGUGCAGCCUAAGUUCUGUAUUGACAUUUAUGCAAAUAUUACUGACAAUCUACUAAUUUUAUCGAGUACUGCUUUGAUCAUAUUAGGUUUUUGUCCUGUGAUAUUAACUUGGGUAUCAGUUUUGACAACAACUGCCAUUACUGCCGACCGAUUCCUUGCUGUUCACUUACAUCUAAGAUACCAAGAACUUGUUACAAAGAAGCGAAUAUCAAUGGUGGUAAUAACGAUUUGGACAUUCAGUGUGUUCUUUGGGGCAUGCCUGGUACUUUUCCUUUUAAAAAGAAUGCAUUUUGCUUUAAUGAUAAUUUUGCCUAUAAGCAAUUUUUUAUUUCUUUCAUUCUUGUUAAUUAACAUUGCUCUGAUGCUAAAAAUAUCUUGCGUUAUCCGUCAACAUGCAGCGCAAAUUCACGCUCAACAGCAGGCAAUGAACGCAGCGCCUGGUGCAGCAAGGAACAUUAAGAGAUCUGUGAAUAUUAUGUAUUAUGUUGUUGGAACAUUUUCCCUUUGCUACUUCCCUGAGAUUUCUCGCUGGAUUAUCAUAACGUUUAUGCCUAAAUUAAACUUGAAGCUUAAGAUCGCAAUGUUCUUGUUUCAAACCCUUCUUUAUAUGAACAGCAGUAUCAAUCCAAUCAUAUAUUUCUGGAGAAUACAAGACAUGCGAAAUGCUGCUCUUCAAUUGUUGCGGUCUUUUCGAAAAAUCAGGAACAACAACAAUAAUGAUAACAGCAAUGCAACUAACAUUAGCAAUUGCAAUCUUUAGUUUACAUUUAAGUUUCAAAAUUAAGGAAUUCAAAUACAUAUCGUAUAAAUAUUGUAUUUAUAUAUUGCUAGUUCUACUCCAAUGUACAUACAAAGUGCGAAAUUUAUGAUUUUACAAGAGUGUAAACAUUGUACAAAAAGGAAAAAAACGCAUGAAAGUGAAAGUACAUAAGUAGAGGUUUAGUAGACAAAUAGACGUCAGGAGUAAUGUCUCUAUUGUUGUUUUGACUAAUUCUUAUUUUACGACUGACCGACACCAGUGUAUCUAUGUGCGGUAUAUAGAAGUUAAAAGUAAUUUGUACAUUGAAAAUAUUCAAUAAAGAUGUCUAUUUUAAGGCAUUCCUCAUUUCUCUCUUCAGUAGUUCUUCGCUAAUGCUUACUUCAGAUACACUUUGACGUUUCAUUAUCGUGUUG